Messenger RNA from Aegilops tauschii subsp. strangulata, 1912 nucleotides. Its product is annotated as putative BPI/LBP family protein At1g04970. Gene Ontology annotation, molecular function: lipid binding. NCBI's taxonomy places the organism in Eukaryota, Viridiplantae, Streptophyta, Magnoliopsida, Poales, Poaceae. The record is from RefSeq and is a predicted model, not a curated record.
UUAACCCUGGCAAACCCCAAUCGCUCCUCACUGAAGCCGCGGCCGGUCAAAGCCGUCGCGAGCUCGCAAGCUCCCCUCCGCCGCGCGUGUGUUCUUCUCCCUGACGCCACCCACUUCCGCCGCCGCCGGCGAACACUAUCCCCCUCGCCGCCAUGGUCGCCCGUCUCCUCCUCCUCCUCCUCACCCUCCUAUUCUCCACUCCCUCCCCCGCCGCCGCCUCGCCGCACAUCUCCGCCGUCAUCUCCCAGUCCGGCCUCGACUUCGCCAAGGACCUGCUCGUGCCCCGAGCCGCCGACACCCUCGCUCAUCUGAGCGUACCCGACAUCGAGCGGUCCGUGAGCAUCCCCAUCAUCGGCGCCGUCCGCACGGUCGCCUCCCGCAUCGUGCUUGGCGGCGUGGCAGUCGCCAACUCCACCGUCGCCGCCGGCGACACGGGGGUCGUGGUGGCCGCGUCCCUGUCCAGCGUCAACCUCACCAUGGAGUGGAGUUACUCGUACAGCUCCUGGCUCGUUGAGAUCUCUGACAGUGGGAAUGCUUCGAUUCAGGUUGAAGGAAUGGACGUUGGGGUUUCCAUGGGGCUGAAGAAUGAAAAUGGAUCACUAAAACUAUUUGUUAUGGAAUGUGGCUGUUAUAUGAAAGACUUGGACAUAACACUGAAUGGAGGAUCCUCUUGGUUUUAUCAAGGAUUCAUAGAUGCUUUUAGCAAUCAUAUCAGAUCAUCUGUGGAAAAUGCGAUUACGAACAAAAUAGUGGAGAGUGCAUCAAAGCUCGACCAUUUCCUAGGAGGCCUUCCAAAGGAAAUUAAUGUUGAUAGAGUCGCUGCUAUGAAUGUGACAUUUGUUAAUGAUCCACGCUUCAUUAGUUCCUCUGUUGAGUUUGAUAUAGAUGGACUAUUUAUUCCAUCUGAUAAAACUGCUCCUCAGAGUGAUAUAAAUUUCGGUGAUACCAAACUUGCACCAGCCCUUGGCAGCUCCUCAAACAUGCUGUGGAUUUCAUUGGACGAAGAUGUUUUCAACUCGGUUUCAGCUCUCUACUUCAAGGCUGGUUUACUACAACAUUUGGUGGACAAGGUUCCCGAUCAGUUUCUUUUGAACACUGCUAGCUGGAGGUUUUUGAUUCCAAGGUUGUACCGUAAAUAUCCAAACAAGGAUAUGCUGCUGAACAUUUCUGCUAUAUCACCUCCCUCUGUGAGGAUUAAUGUGGGUAGAAUUGACACCACAGUGGACUUAGAUGUCAUAGUAAUUGUAUUGGGUUCUGAUGAUAUAGUUCCAGUUGCAUGCAUAUCACUGUCAGUUGCUGUUUCUGGACGUGCAAGUGUUUCUGGGAAUAAUCUUGUGGGAGAGGUUGAGUUAAAUUAUUUCUCGUUCGACUUGAAGUGGAGUGACAUUGGCAAACUUCAUACUGGUAUAGUGCAGAGUGUGAUGCGCAUCGUCCUGAAAAAUUUGUUCGUGCCCUAUGUGAACUCGUAUCUUGGACAAGGUUUCCCGUUGCCCAUCAUCAAGGGCUUCGUCAUCAGAGAUGCUUAUAUCCUCACCUCAUACUCAAGCAUAAUCGUUAGCUCUGAUGUUUCCUUCAUCGAACCAAUGAAUAGAUCUGGAAUAAAGCAUGUUCUUGGAUCAGUCAGCGAAGAUCCGGCAGUCACCAUGCUAUUUCAUUGAUCGUAUCUGUUGUAGUCUGGCAUCGGUUGUAUAUAAACAAUUAGUAUAAACUAGUGUAUAAACUAAGGUCCGGCAUCGGUUAUAGUCUGCAAGUAAUCACCCCUCGAUGAAAAUCUGUAAAUAACCACAGCUGUAACUGUAAAUGUAAAUAUUUCCGUGAAUCUGGUACGUGACAACUGACAACUAGUCUGAACCUGCUGUAACACUAGGUUUUAUACUGGAGAAUUAGUUGAUGGUUUCAACUUUGUGAUGUA